UGAUUUGUGAGAAAGAGAGAGAGAGAGAGAGAGAGAGCGAGAGCGAGUGCACGAGUGCACGGAGAUCUGCACCGCAGUCCCAAGGACAUGCUUGCUGCCUGCCUCCUUUAUUUAUCCCCUAAAAACCCGCUCGCGCUCUUCCAUUUUCCGGUCACAUUUCCUGCCAGGAAAGGGACCGACAGGAGAAUAAAGAAGUGUAAAGCUUUCCAGCUCCCUGAUGCUCGAGCUUGGUGUAAUCUCACGGAACAGCAAGCAGCCCAUGAAGAUUAUCAAAAUAAUCCAGAAGAUUUGCUUUCCUAAGGUGAUCUAAGUAUAAUCAUUAAACAACCAUCAAACGUAAAUGAAACCCAUCGAACAGAAAUGGCAUUUCACUUAAAGGAAAGGAGACAAAAUAUAGCAGGAAAAUGAUUCCGAUCACGGAAUUCCGUCAGUUCUCGGAACAGCAGCCAGCGUUCCGAGUCUUAAAGCCAUGGUGGGAUGUCUUUGCCGAAUAUCUCUCGGUUGUCAUGCUCAUGAUCGGUGUGUUUGGCUGCACGCUGCAGGUAAUGCAGGACAAAAUCAUAUGUCUUCCUCAAAGGGUUUCUGCUCCAAACCAAACGGUGCCUUUGCUGAACCACACAGAGCUCGCAAGGGAUCCGACCAAUUCCUCUCUCCCACCUGUCUCCCCAGUGCCUGUAUCCUAUGAGAUGAAGGGACUCAAAACCAACUUGGAUCUGCAACAGUACAGCUUUGUGAACCAACUGUGCUAUGAAAAAGCUUUGCAUUGGUAUGCCAAGUAUUUUCCUUACCUGGUGCUCAUACAUACCCUUGUAUUCAUGGUGUGCAGUAAUUUCUGGUUCAAGUUCCCUGGCUCGAGCUCAAAAAUUGAGCACUUCAUCUCCAUAUUGGGAAAAUGUUUUGAUUCUCCAUGGACUACGAGGGCUCUGUCUGAGGUGUCAGGGGAGGGUCCAGAUGAGAGAGACCGCAAAAAGAACAGUGCAAGUAGAUCAAACCUUAAUACUUCCACCGUGGAGGGUAAUCUGGAGAAGACCCAGUCGCUGAGAUCUAUUCCGGAUAGGAUUGUAGUGGACAAACCAGCAGUGAGUGCACUAGACAAAAAGGAAGGAGAGCAAGCUAAAGCACUGUUUGAGAAGGUUAAAAAGUUCCGGCUUCAUGUGGAGGAAGGGGAUUUGUUGUAUCUCAUGUAUGUUCGACAGACUGUUAUUAAAGUGAUCAAGUUUGUUCUUAUUGUUGCAUACAACAGUGUUCUGGUGUCAAAGGUUCGAAUUACAGUUCAGUGUGAAGCAGACGUGGAGAAUAUGACCGGCUACAAAAAGUUUUUGUGCAAUCACACCAUGGCCCAUCUCUACUCCAAGCUCUGCUAUUGCUAUUUGUGUUUUGUAAUUGUCUACGGCUUAACGUGCCUUUAUACAUCAUACUGGCUUUUCUAUCGCUCCCUGAAAGAGUACUCUUUUGAAUAUGUGCGGCAGGAGACUGGAAUUGAUGACAUCCCUGAUGUAAAAAACGAUUUUGCUUUUAUGUUGCACAUGAUUGACCAAUACGAUCCACUAUAUUCCAAGAGAUUUGCAGUGUUUCUGUCAGAGGUGAGUGAAAACAAGCUCAAACAACUCAAUCUGAACCAUGAUUGGACCGUAGAAAAACUGCGCCAAAAGCUACAGACCAAUGCUAGUGACCGAUUGGAGCUCCAGCUCUUUAUGCUCUCAGGGCUUCCGGAUACAGUCUUUGAGGUCACCGAACUGCAGUCCUUGAAACUGGAGAUUAUUAAUAAUGUCACAAUCCCUCCAGCUGUUUCUCAACUGGAAGAUCUUCAGGAACUUUCUCUGCACCAGUGCACGCUCAAAAUCCACACAGGGGCUCUCUCUUACCUGAAAGAAAACCUUAAGGUCCUGCGUGUGAAGUUUGAUGACAUUCGUGAACUUCCUCUUUGGCUCUACAGUCUUCGAAAGUUGGAGGAACUCCAUCUGAUUGGAUCUCUGAGUCCAGAUGCUUCAAAGAACAUAACUUUGGACUCUUUACGUGACCUAAAAUCCCUUAAGACCUUGACACUCAAAAGCAACCUUACGAAGAUCCCCCAGUCAGUUGUGGACGUGUCCAGCCACUUGCAGCACCUGUAUGUGCACAACGAUGGCACCAAGCUGGUCAUGCUGAACAACCUGAAAAAGAUGACGUAUCUUAUAGAGCUUGAGCUGAUUCAUUGUGACCUUGAACGCAUUCCGCAUGCCAUCUUCAGUCUGACCCAUCUACAGAAGCUGGACCUUAAAGAGAACAGUUUGCGCUCUAUUGAGGAGAUCAUCAGCUUCCAGCACCUCCGGAAACUCACAUGCCUGAAGCUGUGGCACAAUGCAAUCUCUCACAUCCCUGAGCAUAUCAAGAAGCUGGGCAGUCUGGAGCGCCUCGAUUUUAGCCACAACAAGAUCGAGAUUCUGCCCUCACACUUGUUUCUAUGCAACAAGCUACGCAAUCUUGACCUUUCUAACAACGACAUCAGCUUCAUUCCUCCAGAAGUAGGUGUUCUCCAGAGCCUUCAGUACUUCUCCCUCUCAAGCAACAAAAUCGAGAUCCUCCCAGAUGAGCUCUUCUUCUGCAAAAAGCUGAAAACCCUCAAGCUUGGGAGGAACAAGAUUUCUGUGCUCUCACCAAAGAUUUCUUACCUGACUUCACUGAUUCAUUUGGAGUUAAAGGGCAAUCAAUUUGAAGUUUUGCCCGCUGAGCUCGGCUGCUGUCAAACCUUGAAGCGCAGUGGCCUUGUGGUAGAAUCCACCCUGUUUGACACUCUGCCUUUAGAAGUCAGGGAAUAUAUGAAAGCUGAGUGAUGUUCCUUAACCUUGGUUAAAAAAAAUCUCAGAUGUUUAGAAAAAAAGGAAACGUUACAAAUUCUUUUUAACUGAACUUGUGUCCCACUCAUAUUUUGACAUUUACGGGUGAGUACCUGCUUUUAAAUGCUUAGAUAUUUGAAAAACACAUGAUAUUAACAAAAGGACAGAAACCUCUUUGGAGUAGAAUUUAGUAUUGUAUUGUAUUGUACUUCAAAGCUGAUUUAGUUGUUUUAAGGAUUUAAGACAAUGUUACAAUUGAUCAUUCAUUUAUAUAAGCACCUUAUUAUGUAGAAUUCUCUACCAUAUCAAAGAAUAGAGAUUAGCCUCAGUGUUAACAUUGUAUUCAAAGAAUCGUUGCAUUGCAUGUAUUACAUUAUUAAUAAUGGUGAGGAUUUCGUUAUCUAUGUACAAGUUUUACAAAUCAUAAACAGAACCAUGUUGUCCUGCCAAACUGCAGUAUUUUGUCUUUAUAAAUGAAAUGACAACAUGUCUGCAGAAUCGUUACGGUUGCUAACAGUGGUGAUGGAUUGAAAAGGGCUUAUCUUGUGCAGUGAGUGUACGCCAUAGUUAGAUCCGAUGUCACACACAACUUUUUUGUUUGGAGCCUAUCAAGUUACAUGGAUAAAUCAUUGUCCUAGACUUUUACACCAAAACGACUUUAGUGAGCAAGCCAGCUCCACUUAUAGAAGUGGACUGGAGUACCAAGCUACUACACAGGUUCUAUAUCACAGUUAUUGUGUAACUUUUAUGAUAUUUUCCUUUUUUUUUUUUUUUUUUUUUUUUAGAAUUUUACAUUAUGCUAUCUAUGAGAACAAAGACCUGAAAAUGUGUAGCCAAUAGUAACCAAGUGGGUGGAACCAUUGUCUCUCUGGUCAGCCAAAAAAAGAAGAAGAAGAAAACUUGCUUUAAUUUAGUGGUCACACCACCUUCACUUUUUCUAUCGUCUUUUAUUGUUUGGCACAGGCUUUGGAAAGGAAUUUCAUUCACUGACCGAUGUUAGGGUAUGUUUGGUAAAAAAAAAUCUUUUUUUUCUUGAUUUGCUAGUUUUCCCCCCUAUUACAACAGUUUGCACUGAAAUGUUAAAAUCCCAUCAUCGUAUUCAAUAGAAUUUAGCAUGCUUAUAAUACAUAUGUAUAACAAGUGCAGAAACUGUAUCAAAAUAUACUCUAAUAUGUAUAUAUAGAUGUUCUUUAUUGAAUUAUGUAACUUGCUGGUUGGGUCAUUUUUUUCAGAGUGUUUUGAAGGUUUAUGCACUGAUUGUUAGAGGAAGUGGUGGCACUACAAUUACUUAGGUGUUCUCAGGUAAUCUGGCUAGUCCUUUUCUUUUUGCAUCACAAGCUGAAGGGAAUUCUUUCAAAAUAUACCUCCUUUAAAUACACUACGAGAGUGCUAUGGUGUGCUGUUGUAAGCUAUUUCUUUAUGAACAAAUUUUGUAUAGUAUUGCUAAUAAGCAUUUUAUAGCCUUACUGAUGGCCAGCUUUCCAGUUUUAUUAUUUUGUGUUGUACAUACAAACUUUUUCUACAGUGAUAUUUCAUCACUAUCACUACUAACUCAUAGGUUCUUACCUAUUUUUUUUUAAUCUGUCACUACCUCUCUACAGCUCACGUAUUGCUUAUUCAGCUAUAUCCAAAUAAAUUAGUGUUUGUUUUAGAUAUCAUAUACCUAGAUUCUUUUAGAUAAAAAGCAUUUGUUUAGACAAAGUUCAUGUAUAGGAAUUUUUAUUAAUAUGAUUUGGAGCUGAAAAAGUGUGCCUAUUUAAAAGGGGGCAUUAAACUUGGACUCUUAAUUGCCAUUAGUUGCCUUUGCACUGUUAUACUGUAAGAUUUUAUACUCAAGUGCUUGCUGUAGUUUUCAAACUUUUCUUUUUUUUUUUGUGCAAAAAAGAUUUGGUUAACACAAAAAAUAAAAAUGAAGAAUAUUAUGAG
Molecule: messenger RNA, 4742 nt
Organism: Tachysurus fulvidraco (yellow catfish)
Lineage: Eukaryota; Metazoa; Chordata; Actinopteri; Siluriformes; Bagridae
Gene: lrrc8c
Product: leucine rich repeat containing 8 VRAC subunit C
Exons: 5
Coding region: 405-2813 (802 amino acids)
Molecular function (GO): protein binding
Source: RefSeq, a predicted model, not a curated record